GUCUUUGGUCUGUUUCUUACACUCUUAGCGGUGGUUUUAUCAUCUGUGUUGGUCGAUGAUCAUAAGAGUGACAAGCAGGUUAAAUUGGUGUUAUUUUAAGUAUAUUGUGGUUGGAAUAUCAUUUUGUGAUUAUUGAUACACAUUGUUCUCAAUAUGUCAGGAAGUAAGAAAGAUAAAACAAUUAUUCCAAAUGCCACAAAGAAGAAUGAAGAAGAAAAUGCGGAACUGUCUGAAGAAGAUAAACAACUUCAAGAAGAGCUAAACAUGUUGGUUGAAAGGCUGCAGGAAAAUGAUGAGAAACUCUACUUGCCAGCACUUGAGAGCCUAAGGAGCCAAAUCCGCGCCUCUACAACUUCAAUGACUAGCGUGCCCAAGCCAUUAAAGUUUAUGAGAUCUCAUUAUGAUACGAUGAAGCAGAUAUAUUCGAAGAUACAAGAUCCAAAAACGAAUGAGUUUUGUGCUGAUGUUAUAUCUGUGCUGGCCAUGACCAUGAGCGACAGUCGUGACUGUCUUAAGUAUAGACUGCGAGGGUCACAAUGUGAAAUUGGAAACUGGGGUCAUGAAUAUGUUAGACACCUAGCAGGAGAGAUUGCAGGUGAAUGGGCAGACAUGAGUGGGGAUGACGAAGAAUUACGAGUAAAGUUAGUGGGGCUGGCUCGUCAGAUUGUUCCAUACCAUAUGGCACAUAACGCUGAAGCAGAGGCUUGUGACCUGCUUAUGGAGAUAGAACGUUUGGAUUUGUUGGAGCAGUAUGUAGAUGAGAGUGCAUAUCCAAGACUGUGCUUGUACCUUACAAGCUGUGUACCGUACGUGCCAGAUCCUGAGAAUACGACGUUACUCCAAGCUUCACUUCGCCUUUUCAAACGUUUUAAUCAGUAUCCUCAGGCGUUAAGAGUUGCAAUGCAACUGAAUGAUAUACAUUUAAUUGAAGAGAUAUUCACGUCAUGUAAUGACUUGUCAGUGCAGAAGCAGUUGGCUUUUAUGUUGGGCAGACAACAGAUCUUUCUUGAGUUGAAUGAGAAUAUGGUUGAAUAUGAUGAUCUUGUUGAAAUUAUGUCAAAUGCCCAUUUAAACAACCAUUUCUUGAAUCUUGCUCGUGAGCUGGAUAUUAUGGAACCGAAAACCCCGGAAGACGUAUACAAAUCACAUCUGGAGAAUUCACGACCUGCGUUUGGAGGUGGUCAGGUUGAUUCUGCUCGCCAAAACCUUGCGGCCAGCUUCGUGAAUGGCUUUGUGAACGCUGCAUUUGGUCAUGACAAAUUGUUGAUGGAAGACGGAAAUAAAUGGCUUUAUAAAAAUAAGGAACAUGGAAUGCUGAGUGCUACAGCAUCUUUGGGCCUGGUCUUGCUAUGGGAUGUUGAUGGAGGUUUGACUCCCAUUGAUAAAUACCUUUAUUCAGCUGAAGAUUAUAUUAAGUCGGGGGCUCUUCUGGCUUGUGGUAUCGUAAACUGUGGAGUGAGAAACGAGUGUGACCCUGCUCUUGCGUUGCUGUCGGACUAUGUUUUGCAUAGUAGCAAUGUGAUGCGCAUCGGUGCCAUUGUGGGUCUUGGUUUGGCUUAUGCUGGGUCAAAUCGAGAGGCUGUUUUGAGUCUUCUGACCCCAGUAUUCAGUGAUCCGAAGUCCAGUAUGGAAGUAGUUGGCAUGGCCGGCUUGGCAUGUGGCAUGAUUGCUGUCGGAUCAUGUAAUCCUGAUGUCACUGCCACCAUCGUACAGACCCUGAUGGAGAAAUCUGAGUCCGAUCUUCAUGAUACAUAUGCUAGGUUCUUGCCUUUGGGUUUGGGGCUAUGCCAUCUGGGGAGACAAGAAGCUGUAGAGGCUAUUAUUGCGGCCCUUGAAGUCAUACCGGAACCAUUCAGGUCCAUGUCAGUGACGCUAGUUGAGGUGUGUGCGUAUGCAGGAACUGGAAACGUUCUGAAGAUUCAGAACUUGCUGCACAUUUGCAGUGAGCAUUACGAACCAGCUGAGAAGGAAGACAAGAAGGACGAUAAGAAAGAGAAGAAAGAGGAAAAGAAGGAAGACAAAGACCUUUCAUCACGACAAGCCAUUGCAGUACUGGGCAUCGCUCUUAUUGCAAUGGGUGAAGAAAUAGGUUCUGAAAUGGCGUUUAGAACUUUUGGUCAUUUGUUACGGUACUGUGAACCAGUUAUAAGGAGAUCUGUACCUCUUGCACUGGGCCUAAUUUCUGUGUCCAACCCAAAACUGAGUAUUUUGGACACACUGAGCAAGUUCUCGCAUGACAGCGACUCUGAAGUUGCUCAUAACGCCAUCUUUGCGAUGGGUCUUGUAGGAGCAGGAACCAACAAUGCGAGGCUGGCUGCUAUGCUUCGUCAGCUGGCACAGUUUCACGCAAAGGAUCCUAAUAAUCUUUUUAUGGUGAGAAUAGCGCAGGGACUUACCCAUCUUGGCAAGGGUACCCUCACGCUGUGUCCGUAUCACAGUGAUCGUCAGCUUCUGAGCCCAGUCGCUCUGGCAGGUCUGCUGUCGACUCUUGUCGGAUUCCUGGAUGUGAAGAACAUAAUCUUGGGGCGGUCACAUUACUUACUCUUCACGCUUGCUGCCGCCAUGCAACCUCGAAUGUUGGUGACGUUUGACGAGGAGUUGAAUCCUCUGGCCGUUCCUGUGAGAGUGGGUUUGGCUGUCGAUGUUGUCGGACAAGCUGGAAAACCGAAGACAAUCACAGGUUUUCAGACCCACACAACUCCAGUUCUGCUCGCAUUUGGUGAAAGGGCAGAGUUAGCAACUGAAGAGUAUGUGCCUCUCACCCCCAUCAUGGAAGGGUUUGUUAUUCUGAGGAAGAACCCAGAUUUCAACCCUUAGAAACAUAAUAUUCUGCUUGUUGAUUCAACUCUGAUGAGGAGAGAGAAAGCCAUAAAACAAUUUUAAAAAACAAAAUCUGGGAGAACAGUUCAUUUGUUGUGUAUUUAUUACACUUCUCGCUUAAUUAACCCUUUGUGCUCAUUCCAUUUAAACACUAGUGUGUGGCACUGAAAUAUACGCACGUUUCUUUACAGAAAUUCCAGGAUCUUGGUAAUUUCAAAUUUAUGUCACUGUGAAACUUAUACAUCAUAUUACCAAGAUAUUAUUUUGUUUGUAGUUCAACCCUAAAUUUCGUAUUUCAUGAUCCCCCCUUCUUUGGGGCUAAGUUGAGGCACAGCACAAUGGAUGGAAGUAUUACGUGAUUACUGCAGCCUGAUGCAACUCAACACGGGCUCAGGCAUAAUGCGACGUGAUGAUAUAGUCUCGGCAUGGGUCCCUCCACCCACCGCUGGUGUGUAUCGAGAUUAUUUCUGUAGUUGUAUUGACAUUAGUUGCGUUCAAUGCUUUGGCCAUUAUUACUUCUGAUUGUAUGUCAUUCUGCAUUAAGAGGCGCAAAGGGUUAAGCAAGUAAUUGAUUGUCAUUUGCAUUUUACAGAAACUUGGGAGUGAUCCAUUUCAGAUUGUUUUCGUUUCCUCUGUCAUAUUUGUCGUGAGUUGUAAAUUAUUCUGACUGUAGUGGGUACAAGUGGAGCUCAGUGAGCAGUGACAGACUGAAUCAGUGAUGGCCAUCUUUUAUUUGCCUUGUGUUACUAAUAUAACGUAGUGUACAGUGCCAAUUGUGUGAAGUUGUAACGCACAGUGGCAUAAUAAAGUUGACUAUCUUUCCUUACCAUGAAGUUUGAAUAAUAUCCAUCAUUGAUGAAAACAGCUUUAUAGAUAUCCGUGCAACAAUUAAAAUACUUUUUCGUCUUGUA
Molecule: messenger RNA, 3731 nt
Organism: Zootermopsis nevadensis
Lineage: Eukaryota; Metazoa; Arthropoda; Insecta; Blattodea; Termopsidae
Gene: Rpn1
Product: regulatory particle non-ATPase 1
Biological process (GO): regulation of protein catabolic process; proteasome-mediated ubiquitin-dependent protein catabolic process
Cellular component (GO): proteasome storage granule; nucleus; proteasome complex
Molecular function (GO): enzyme regulator activity
Source: RefSeq, a predicted model, not a curated record